AUGGAUGUACCUGAUCGAAAGGAAAUUUCUCAUGGUAAAGAGCCAGAUAGGUGGGAGCUAUUUAAAUUAACACAUCAAAGGAAAAGGUCCCAAGAACCAAUCGAUGCGGCAUCUGCAAGGGCAAUUGCGGAUUUCGCAGAGGCUGAACAAAAGAGGCUAAGCAUGAAUGUUGACAUCACUGCUCCAGAAAUCCGUGAAGAAAUGUAUGUUGAAGUUCUUGGUAAGGAGAAGGGAAACAAAGUGAGAGGUGUUAGAGUAGGGGUUACUUGGGAUGAAGUCCCUGGAAUCCAUGUUGAAGAGCGAGGAGUAUCAAGAGAAGUAAAACAGUUGCAAGAGCAAUUGGAAGAGCAAGUGAAAAAGGCACAAGAGAAAGAAGCACACAUGAUGGAGGAACUACAAAGCAAAAUGGUUGAGCAAACAAAACGGAUGGAACAAAUUUUUGAAGUAAGGUGCAUAGAGAUGGCACUCCAAAAAAUGGGAGAGAUGUUUAAACAAUGCAGAAUAUCAGUGGAUACACAAGAAGACGUCAUGCAAACAAUGUCUCAGUUUGCUCGGGACACGUCUCAAAGGCCAUCGACUGUUGCUUUUUCACCAGAUGAUGACGUCUACCGUCCCACAAUGCCAUUUGAUUGCCCCAAUAUGCAAAUGGAUUAAUCAAUUGCACGAUUUACUCCUAGUUUUACUUCUUCCUUACACGAUUUGCAGGAUUUUACUAGUUGUCUACCACAUAUAUAUUGUUACUGAUACUGAUAAUCAAUUGCUUCUGUCUCCAAUUACUGAACAGGAGAUUCACCAUGCUAUUUUCCAAAUUGGAGGCCUUAAAGCCCCAGGACCGGAUGGACUACAUGCUUUAUUCUAUCAAACUUACUGGCAGG
This is a messenger RNA of Rosa rugosa (rugosa rose), 875 nucleotides long. RefSeq lists its product as uncharacterized. Bases 1 to 654 code for a protein of 217 amino acids. Lineage: Eukaryota; Viridiplantae; Streptophyta; Magnoliopsida; Rosales; Rosaceae. The record is from RefSeq and is a predicted model, not a curated record. The transcript is spliced from 3 exons.